GGGGUUUACUCUGGCUUGCGGGGAAAUGUGUUCAUGAGUAAACGAAUUUAACACUUCGUAAAACUUGAUUUUUUAAAGUAUGGAAACUACUGCUGUUGCCACAAGAGAGAGGUUAGAAGAACUGUCAUAUACAGUGAAAUAAUCCGGCAUUUUAAUGUUGAUUUUGUGUGUUUUUUAGGCGAAAACGGGUGCAUUCUACGAAGUGUCCUUGCUGUUCUCACGAGCAGGGAAAACCGGAAUUAAAGGCAAGGCAAAGUCGAAAACGAAAGGUAAAGGAAAACCUUAUUUUCAAACGUUAAAUAAACACAGAAUUAGUUGAGUAUCGUCUGUAACGUCACCACUUGUGUUUAAAUUAGUUAAAACAGUAGUUGAAUUUACAGAAAACGUGAAAUUUAAGUCAGAUAAUUAUAGCGUGUUUCAGCCCUGUACCGAAUUGCAUCGAUGCAAAACUUGUAAACAGUAAGCAGUAGUGGCUAUAAAAUAGAUCAUUUAUGGUUAAAUCAGUGCUGAAUAUCUUUAGAAGUAGUUGGACUUUAAUUAUAUCGGUUAAAAGUUUUAUUGUUGUGUUAAAUUCAUUCUGAUCGCACAAAUAGUGUCACCGUAGUAUAUUCGUAGUAGAGUUUACGAUGACGCUGCAAGAUCUGCGACGUUAAAACGCAUUUUAAGAUCGAUUUCGACGCUUAUUUAUUUGAUUCUGGCUUAGCAACGAUCCCUAAAAUAUUAUCACGUAUUUAUAGUGUUAAAUUACGCAGAAAACAUGAUCAGGAAGCGAUGUAUGUUGAACGAUUGUCACAAAAGUGGGCGCGCCAUGACUUUCCCCUGGCGACCAGACAAGUUAAUUCAUAAGAAAUCAAAACAUUCUGGGAAAACUCGUCGCAUUGUUAAAUAAAAUUUCUAAAAAUUCACGUUUUGGUGUACUUUAAGAUAUAUUUCUUUACUAACAGUGUAUAAAACGUAAAUUUACAAAUUUAAUCUAUAGUAUUUAUGCUUGAGUGGCCUUCGCAAUUUCGAGAAAAGCCGUCUGCUUCUCUUCAAGACUGCGAUGUGAAUGGAUAAUUUAAAUGUUAAUAUGCAUGAAUUUUAUAGCACACUUCAAAUUGCAUAAAUUGGGUUGCUAAGCAAAGCAAAUAGUUUUUCCCAAUAUGUUUUAACAAAAUUCCUGGUAAAUGUUGCAUUUUUCAUUUCCCCCAGCGCUGGCCACCCAGGCUCCAUUUCCUGUUAAAAACAUCUAUUAUUUACAUUCAUUGUUUUUGAUAUUUUUAUUAUAGUAGAUCACAAAAAUAACAAGAUAUUUUAUAAAAUGUGAUUCAGUUGUAUUCAGUUUUGAUUGACAGAAUCUGGAUACCUUAUUCAUGUUACUGGAAAUGCAAUAUCUCAGGAAUGACAACUGGUUGUGCAAUAAUGCACUUGAAGAUCACAUGAACUUGUCCUUAUCUGAGGACCUGCUUGCAUGAAUUACUUGAUUGACUUGUACAAAUGAACUGUGGUGGCACUACCAGGGGGGGGGAGGCCCCAAUGUUUUUCAGAGUAUAGUUUAAGGCCGUGUUUAUUCUAUAAAGCUAUGGCUAGCAUUCCGUACAAAAUUACUAUGCUUCUUAGUAUCGUGUUACACUAUAACGGAGUGGUUUGCCGUGGCGGACCAACUAUGGACCACUAUGCCUGGCACUUCAGAUACAGAUCAAUAUACGCUACAGUAAAUUGGCUUUAGCAUGAUGGUGUAAAUGUGGCCUAAGGUUCGUUCAAAUCCGAUUAAAAGUGGUGUGUGGGUGGAAUAUUGUCAGCAGACAGUGUUGCAUAUCUUGCACACAUCUACUAUGGCAUCUGCUCAUAGAAUCUACUGAACUUUGUUCUGAUAUAAUGCUCUCUUUCUACUGAAUUGAAUUGUCAAGUAUUAUGAAAUCACAAAUUAUUAAGUUGUGCCAAUCUCAAAUGAAUUAAUGUACUAAGCCAUAAUGUGCCCUAAUGCACCCUACUUUGUCACUUUGCCAAACAACUUUACUUGUCAAGUUGGAUGUUGGAUAAAAUCAAUCAAUAAAAUAUUCAAUUUGUGGCAUAUUUCUUUGUUCAUUUUGAAGGGAGAUGACAUAAAUAAAGAGGAGACGCCGCUACUGAAGGCUAAAAGGUAGGGAUGCAUCUGUGUUGCAGAAUUGUAUGAUUUUGACAUAUUGCCCACACAAUUAUACAUGGUGAAUAGGCUAAAUCUUAUUACCAAAAGACAGCACAUUAAUUAGUAUACACCAUCACUAUUAUCACCAUAACCAGUCUACCAUUGUCAUCAUUACCACCACCAUUACUAUUGUCACCAAAAUUACCACCAUUAUAUUAGCUACCAUCACCAUUACUAUCAGCAUACCACUACUAUUAUCAUCACCAUCAGCUUUUCCCUGAUGAUCAAAAGUCUUUGAAAAUCUUUUAAAAUUAAAUUUAAGGUCACCCAAGUCUGCUAAGAGCAAGAUAGCAGCUACCACACAGUCAACUGAUUCAGAAAUUUGUAGCUUCAGAGAAGAUGAAAAUUCAACUACUGAAGUUCGAGUACUCCGUUCUGGACGAAGCACACCAGUUUGCAUAGAAACAGGCAAUGGCAAAGAAAAAUCUGUUUCCCAGAAACCUGUUUCCCAAAAGAAAACGAAAGUGAAGAAACCCAUCAAACAGGGCAAGGAACUUAUCAAACGGGAAAGUGUGACAGACAGCGAUUUAAAAUCAGGUUUCUCUAGUGUCAAAAAAGAAGAGCAGUCUGACCUUUUGGUUGAGAAAAAUAUUACCAUAACUGGUAAGAAGAGUAAGGCUAAAGCCAAGACCAAAAAACAACUCAAUAAAGUCGGCAAUCAGAGUUCUAAAUCAUUUGCUAAUUCUGGAGCAGCACAGGGAAGUAAAAGUGUCCAGCAACAAAAAGGAGAAAAAGUUACCAACCCCAAAAGUGCUCCAAAAGGUGGCAAACAAAAAGCUCAAGUGAAUUCUAAAGUAACAAAAAACAAACGUUCACAUGUGGCUAAAAUAAAGGGAUUAAAUAUACCAGCAACAGCAAAGGCUGCUAAGAAAACGUCCGCUAUUGAAAAGCUUAAAGUGAAAGCAUUUGAUCAGUUGAAAGAAAAGUUGGAAAUUGCAAUUGAUCGAAGUUCAAUCAGCGUGCCAGAAUGCGCCAAACUACUACAGCAAAUAACAUCACCCAACCUGAGUGAGAUUUUUUAUAGCCAACCAGCCUCGGUGGAUGAGGGCAAUUCUGAAGUACUUGUAACAGGGCUAGCAGGGAAAAGUUUGCCAGAAAUAAUAACCGAUGGGAUGAAAAGAACUGGAAAUUUAACAAACAUGAAAGAAAGCGCAACCGAGAAACCAAUCACGAAAGAAGAAAACGCAGUGGCUGAAAAUUUAUCUGAAGCAGCACACGCUCUUGUAAGCUUCAAGAUUCAAACAGCGAGUGCUAAUUCAAGGAUUCACUUGGAUCAAGAGGCACCUUCGUCAGCAGGGUUUGGCUAUUCCAGUACACCAGUAACGCAAGCUAUGGUAAAAGAUCGUUUUCAGAUUAAAAAUGGGAAUAACCUGACAGAUUCAGGAUUUCCAGAUCAGCAGUUUGUCAAAAACGGCAGGGGUAACCGAUUUGAUGGUGCGAUGUCAGUCCCAAGACAAACAGUGAAGGAUUUAUCGAGUAAAACAGCGUUGAUACAGGCAAAAGUAGUCGAAGAAACCUCUGCACAGUCGACAAAUGGAGCGCAGUCCACAUCAAACCAAGCGUUACAAACGAGUAACCUUCAAGCUGUCAGCCAUGGACUGGUCGUACGCAAUGAUCCACUUGUGAAGAGCAGUAUUACAGAAUCAUCAGCCAGUGGGUGGUCAUCAUCAAGUCCUUUGGUGCCACUGACCAAUCAAUUGCUGCAAAUGGCAAAUCCUUUAGUUCCAGCAACCAAUCCGUUUCUUCGUAUGACAACAUCUUUGACUCCAACAACCAAUCAAGUGCUUUCAACAAUAAAUCCAUUACUCCCAACAACCAAUGAGGCGCCUACAGCAAAUCAGUUGCUUCAAGCGAAUUCUGCCCGAGCGACAACACAUCCCCUGAUACCAACAACCAAUCAAUUGCUUUCUAGUUUCCCCAAUGUAUCAGCUAUCCCAACUUCUGCUUCGAAGACAGACACGACCACUCUAGUUGCAAUCUCCCCGGGGCUUCCUGUUGUACAAGCUCCGAAUGUGUUAGUAAAUCAACCACAAUUGGCAUUUCAGCUCUUGCAGGCCCAGCGAACCAGCCCCACCAUGCCCACUGUCAUGGCAACAACCCAAACCCAAUCAAACCCACGAUUCAUAUGUCCAAAUCCAACAACUUUCCCUCGCAACACCACACCCAACCAAGAACCAACUACCCUACUAACAGCACCCCUCAACCAACGCCUCUUUUUACCAAAAAUGACAUCACCUGUUGAUCUACUCCUGCCCAAAACCGUCGCAGCACAUGUCACAGGAACUGUUCCUACAACAAGUAUAAAUGAGAUACCAAAUUCAUGCAAGCUUCGGCCAAUACUACCAAGAGAGCCUUUGGUUUCACCGACCUUUACGCUGUUCAACCCUCCUCUGCAAAGCUUACAGAACGUAGUGAAAGCUACUGAUACAUCUAGCAAUGUUAAACAAGCUGUAAAAAGACUUGUUAAUGCACGAACAAAGAAUACUGACAACCCUUCACGACAGCAAACGACAUCUCUUCCAGAUAUUGCAAGUACAUUUAACAAGGGUUUCUUCACGGCAAACUCUCCAAGGAAUGUCGGGCCAAUGAUGGCCCCUGCACAGAACACGGAAAUGGCGAAUAAGGAACAAGCUAUCAAAGCACUGCUUAGUAUAGGCAGUGAACAACAAACAGUGCAACAAGGAACGAAAGGAACUGCUACUAAUGUCUUUGCAAGUAAAGAAAUUGAACCAAGGAAACCGGAUGAUUUGCUUGUCGUGUUUGAUACAGAUAAAGGAAUUUUUAAAGUAGAUGAUGUUACCAUUGACCCUCAAGUCAACACCAUUGGCAAAGGUAAUAUUCUAUCUAAUUUUCUAUCUCAAACAAUGUUCAGAAACAUUCAGGAAAUUACUUUUCAUGAUUUUUCGCAAAACGCUUUUUCUACUUUGCUGCUAAUUUUUUUCUGGUGGAAAUUUUCACGCAAAUUUGUUUUUAACAUACCCAGGACAUAGCUUAAGGCCGGAUUCCACGAGGCGGAAUUUUUCGACCGAAACGAAAUUUCUCUUUGUCUUUUUACAAUUAGUUCUGCUUGAGAGCUCAUGAAACAAAGAGAAAUUUCGAUUUGGUCGAAAAAUUUCGCCUAGUGGAAAACCGCCUUUAGUUUCAAAUAGUUUUUACUUUGCGUUAAUAAACCUACUUGGCAAGUAACUAAUUAGUAUUACGGUUGUUCUAAUUAUUCUAGAAAGUUACACGUGUGGAAAAUGUGGCAAGAUCUUCACCUCUUUGAGUUACUUGGCUAGGCAUAUCAAACGUGUUUGUCCAGAUAUGACGCACCGGAAGUGGAAAUGUGACCUCUGUGAGAAAGCAUUUCGUCAUCCAUUUGGUUUACAACAACACGUGUUCACUCACACCGGGGAACGGCCUCAUAAAUGUUCACAAUGCCCUAAAGCUUUCUACAGCUCUAAUGAUUUACGAAGACACAGCAGAAUACACUCAGGUAAUGUCAGUAUUUUGAUAUUUAUAUAACAAAGUAUAUAAAAAACUUCAAACCACAACGGGGAUAAGUGACCAACAUAAGGCCAUUUUCCAUUGCGGUCGCUUUGCCCGCGCGGGCGGUGCGACCAAUUGUAAUCACGUGAAAAAUCAGUCGCGCUGGCACGCCAAGAAAGUUGAAUGUAGUUCUACUUUCAUGGCGUGUCCGCCAGCGGUCAGGCGGACAAAAAAUGCACAGGUUAGACAAUUGCAGAGAAAGUUAGCGGGCUUUGGAAAUCUGCUCACGCGGGCGUGACGGGCGUCAAAAACAAUGAACGCUUCGCCCGCGCCGGCAAAGCGGACGUUAAUGGAAAACGGCCUUCACGCCAAUGAAGUGUCUGCCAGGGCUGUGAAUAAAAAUUGCGCUUUCCUUUCUUCUAGGGGAACGUCCUUACAAGUGCAAACAUUGUGGUAAGACAUUUGCAACAACAAUCUCGCUCAAGACUCACACUUUUAUUCACACGGGUGAGAAACCACACCGCUGUCCACAUUGUCCGAAGACGUUUGCUACCUCAAGUAAACUGGGUCGACAUAUUGUCACGCAUUCUGAACAGCGGCCUUUCGCUUGUUCUCAGUGCCCCAAGACCUUUAAUAGAUCGGGUAAGUGAAAUGUGUUGUUUUCAGACGUUUUGUUCCCAAAUGACUUAUCUUUCAAUUACAUCGCUAGGGAAAACCAAACUAUACCAUGAGAUCCCUUUUAGGGAUUUGUAUCGCAUUUUAAUACUGUACUGUACCAGUUUACCAGUACUGUUCUUGUACCUGCACCAAUACCCUGUACGUGUACCUGUACUGUAAUUCAGUCUGGCGGCCGUCAAAGCAUUCUAUGAUCAGCCACUUGAAAUUUCUUGAGUACCUCAAAAUCUGUCAGCUGCCGUUCAUUUUACCUAUUGCAACGAAAAGACGAACGUUUGUUUGCCACGUAUACGACAAACGAUUUUAUGUUUGCCACUUUUUUUUACCACGUCCACGAAAAUAGGUUGCCGGUAUUUUUAUACUAUUACCCUGACACUACAACUCUAUUUUAUGCACGAUGUGAUUAAUUUUCAAUGAUUUCCAGGGGAUUUGCGGAGACACAAUCUAAAUCUUCACCAAGGAAAACUUUCAGUAGAAGGCGUUGACGAAAAGCCGGAUACCAAGAAAAUAUUAAAUGUUCCUCAGGAAACAAUAUCUAAUAUUUCUGAACAAAAAAUACAGUGAAAUACCGAGCUAAUUAGUCAUUGGGUGUAAUAACACGGGCAUAGCUCAUAAUUCUAAUAAGUAUAGUUUAAGUCUAAAUUUAAUAAUACUAGCUUGUGUACAGAAGUGCUUGAUGUUGCAGUGAACUUGUUUUGUUAGCCUUUUUAUCCAAUAAAUUAAUAUGUGGAAUAUUUAAUAUGAAUGAAAUUUGUGAAACAAAUUUAAUAAGUGUUAGUGUUAAUUUCUUUGGACAUGAAACAGCCAAUGUUUUGCAUGUACUAUAUAUCCUUGUGUUAUAGCUUCAAGCACGGGCUAUUGUCUAUAAUAUUAAACUGUUUGUACUAAUGUAUGAAAUCUAACCCAUAUUAUUGUACACUACAUAUUUGUUUCAAUAAUGUAGAAUGAUAGAAACUUUGUAAUAUAAAGGUAAAUAAAACCACAAUUGUUACUGUAACACUCGAGGUAAAGUUGAAUUU
Molecule: messenger RNA, 7329 nt
Organism: Paramuricea clavata
Lineage: Eukaryota; Metazoa; Cnidaria; Anthozoa; Malacalcyonacea; Plexauridae
Source: the annotation of a GenBank genome assembly